AUGUCUGGAAAAUCCACCAAAACGCUUCGGAGACUCUUCACGUGCAUGGAAAUGGGGAAGCCAAGUAAGUCUGGACUAGUGGAAGACGGCAGAGAGAAUACGGGCAAGCAUUCGUUUGCUGCGGCCCCAGAAGGGUCGCAGUCCCGAGGGAGUGGUGCCGGCCACCUCGGGCCCUCCGAUGGAGCCCAAAAUGGGAACAGCACGCGUCUGAAAAUGAAACCUCCGCUCCUUGCAAAGCUUUUCCUGGCAGUUAAUGAAGAGUCCAUCAAGAAAAAAACACAGCACCGUCAUCUGCAGCCCGUGAAUGCGGACUGUCUUUCUCUACUGGUCUUAGAGCUCCCUAAGAGGAGAAAGCAGAGUAAUAGUUCUGUCAUUCGAUCCAAUUCCCCAACAACGACAUCUCAGAUUAUGGCCCGAAAGAAAAGAAGAGGGAUUAUAGAGAAGAGGCGCCGUGAUCGUAUAAAUAACAGUUUAUCAGAGCUGAGGCGGCUUGUGCCAACUGCUUUUGAAAAACAAGGAUCUGCCAAAUUAGAAAAAGCGGAAAUACUGCAAAUGACAGUGGAUCAUCUGAAGAUGCUGCAGGCGACGGGAGGUAAAGGUUAUUUUGACGCUCAUUCCCUGGCCAUGGAUUUCAUGAGCAUCGGCUUCCGGGAGUGCCUGACAGAGGUGGCGAGGUACCUGACUUCGGUGGAAGGUCUCGACACAUCUGACCCCCUGCGCGUGAGACUGGUGUCCCACCUGAGCACCUACUUGCCAAAUUGUGACAUCUAG
This is a messenger RNA of Opisthocomus hoazin, 771 nucleotides long. The record is from RefSeq and is a predicted model, not a curated record. Lineage: Eukaryota; Metazoa; Chordata; Aves; Opisthocomiformes; Opisthocomidae.